Molecule: messenger RNA, 1218 nt
Organism: Talaromyces atroroseus
Lineage: Eukaryota; Fungi; Ascomycota; Eurotiomycetes; Eurotiales; Trichocomaceae
Exons: 1
Coding region: 1-1218 (405 amino acids)
Source: RefSeq, a predicted model, not a curated record
AUGGCAAACGACAUAGAAACCGCCUUUCAGGCCGCCAUCGAUGCCGGAAAGAUCAACGGCGCCGUUAUCUGCGUCACUGACGCCGAGGGCCGUUUUGUGUACGACAAGGCUCUCGGCGAGCGCACUCUUCUGUCAGGCGAGAAGCGUCCCCAGCGACUGGACGACAUGUUGCACCUGGCCUCAGCAACCAAGGUAAUGGCCACCAUCGCCGCCCUGCAGUGCGUGGAGGACGGCCUCCUUACCUUAACCGGCGAUGUAUCAUCUAUCGCACCCGAACUCGCUAGCAAGCAGGUUCUCACCGGCUUCUCUGACGACGGCGCCCCUAUCCUUGAGCCGCAGAACGGCCCAAUCACUCUGGAAAUGCUGCUCACGCAUAGCUCUGGCACUCCCUAUCACUUUCUAACACCACCUAUCGCCCGAUGGAGAGAGAAGUUCGUCUCUCGGCAAGAAGGCCAGCGCAAAACGGUCGAAGAACUCUUCUGCUACCCACUCAGCUUUCAGCCUGGCACAAGCUGGAUGUACGGCCCCGGACUUGACUGGGCCGGUCGCAUCGUAGAGCGAGUGACAGGACUUACAUUAGGCGAGCGCAUGCAGCAGCGCAUGUUUGACCCGCUCGGCAUCGACGACGCCCAAUUCUUCCCCGUCACGCGCGAGGAGCUGCGCUCUCGCCUUGUCGAUCUCAACCCCAAUGACCCUGAUGGCUUCGGACGCGCGGUGGUCGGCGGCGGCGGCUCCAAUCAUUCCAACAGCCAAACAAAAGGGGACUUUGGCGGUCACGGCCUGUUCAUGUCGGGAGCAAGUUUCGUCAAGGUUCUUCACUCGCUGCUGGCCAACGACGGAAAGCUGCUUAAACCUUCUACCGUCGACGACAUGUUCCGGCACCACCUUUCCCCCCAAGCCACAGCGGGUCACCAAGCUGCGCUGGCAGGCCCUAUCGGCCCGUUCUUCCGCGUAGGCAUUGCCCCAGAAGUCAAGCUGGGAUUCGGCCUGGGGGGCCUGCUCACACUGCAGGACGCAGAUGGCUUUUAUGGCGAAGGCACGCUGACAUGGGGUGGUGGGCGUACGCUCACCUGGUUCAUUGACCGCAAGAACGGGCUGUGCGGUAUUGGUGCCGUCCAGGCCGCGCUGCCGUUCCACGGUGACACAGUUGAAGCGCUGAAGGACACCUUCGGUCGUGAUAUCUACCGCAAGUAUGGGGCAUGGAAAGAACAGUCGUGA